AAAAAGAAAAGCUAUUCAUGAACUACUAUUUGGUAAAAUUAAAUUUUUUAAAGUGAAAAAUUUUGAUAAUUUAUUUGCAGCUGCAUAAUUCGCAAAGAGAACAAUAAGAUUUCAAAAUGAUUGUCAGAGGAUCUGUAAUUGUGGUCUUUUUGAUUUCUGGCUUGUCAUUUAUUGAUGCUCAGAAGACCGAUCAUUUAAAUUUGCCUGAUGUGCCAUCGAGGCCUGAACCUCUGUCUGCCACUAAUGAAAAAGAGACGACUUCCACGGCAACGACAACUACAACAACAACCACCCCCACAACUACUUCAAAACCUCCUCCAAAGUCUACAACAACUACCACCACGACAACGCCAAAACCUCCACUUACUACUACCGCAGCACCAGUGACAACUCCGGCUCCAGCACCUCCUGCAGAUCCGGAAAUUGUAACUUGGAAUUCAAGUUGUAUAAUGGUGAGGAUGGCUGCUCAAUUGAAUUUCUCUUAUGAAACCAAAGAUAAUCUAAACGCGUAUGGUUUGUACAACAUACCUAAAAAUUCGGUAGUAGAAGAUGCUAAUUGUGAGCAUAAUACCACGCAAGGAUUACAAAUUAACUGGGGUCCCAAAGAAGCUCAACAUGUAAUGUCAUUACAAUUUCUUAAGAACAACGGUACCUUCAAUUUAACUAUGAUAAUGUUUACCAUACCUUUGUUGAAUGAUACGUUCUCAAAUGCUAAAGAAAAUCAAACUAUAACUUUGGUGCAUCGCGGUCCACUUUUUGCGGCCCCCGUUCAAAUGUCUUAUCAUUGCACCCGUCCGCAAGUUUUUAAUAUGACUCGCACCAUUAUUAAUGACCAAGUAGUUGGUACUCUCAAGGUCCACGAUGUCCAGAUGGAAGCUUUCCGCACUCCUAACAAAACUGGUUUUUCGGCAGCUCGCGACUGCGAUAGCACCGAGACUUCGGACGUGGUGCCUAUUGCAGUUGGCAUUGCUUUGGUUGCUUUAAUUAUGAUUGUUUUGGUUUCUUACCUUUGCGCUCGGCGCCGCUCGAAUUCACGUGGCUACAUGAGCUUUUAAAUUUUUAAAUUUAAUGUUUUUCUUUUUUGCUUUUUUUUUUUUGUAAACUUUGAACGAAACAGAGCAUACGGAGCAUGUAAAAUGUGAAGUUAGGCUACCAGAAGUGUUUUUUGAAUUUGUUUUAAAAGCACUACAGUUAUACUGACUUUGCCUUUCAAGCUUUGUUGUUCUCCGAAGCAAAGAAAGUAAAGAAAGAAAACUUGUGUGAUUAAAAAAAGAAAAAACAAAAAUUUAUUAACACAAUCUCUUAACACAACAAAUCGUACAUCGUCCAUAUUAAACAAACAGCUGUAAUCUUUUUCAAAUUUUCAAAACCAAAAUGUUUUACUUAAGUAUUCGACACAUUGUUAUAAUUGGUAUUUUCCUUUAACAUAAUCUACCUGUC
Molecule: messenger RNA, 1440 nt
Organism: Glossina fuscipes
Lineage: Eukaryota; Metazoa; Arthropoda; Insecta; Diptera; Glossinidae
Gene: Lamp1
Product: lysosome-associated membrane glycoprotein 1
Exons: 4
Coding region: 117-1055 (312 amino acids)
Cellular component (GO): membrane
Source: RefSeq, a predicted model, not a curated record